AUGGCUCGAGCUGGAUUCAACAGCUAUCAUGGCUUCGACACCGGCCCCAUGCCUCCGGGGUUCGGUCCCGCGCAACCGUUCGGCGUGCCCCAGUACCCGGCCUUCUUCGGAGCGCCAGCUCCUCAAGGAUUCGGCUGGCCAGCACCGCCGCCAUACCCAGGCUUCCCCCAACAGCCGAUGUUCAUGCCGCCACCAUAUGGAGGUUUCGGCAUGGGCGGAAUGACCUAUCCGACCGUGGCACCCUUCACCGACCACGGCUUCCCCGGCAUCCACCUGCGCAACCACACCGGCGGCGUUGGUCUCCCUCCCGGCUACGACUAUGCAUUCCCGCAGGAACACUGCAAAAUCCACGUCUUCAAGACCAAAGAGAAGCCAUGGCAGACCACCAUGUUCAAAGAAGACAGCUCGAAGCAUGUCAAGCUAUUCGUGCCGACGGGCACCACUGUCAAGGAGCUGAUGCAGAACCUCGGCUGCACGAACGAGGACGCGAAGAAGAAUAUCUUGUAUGAAGUUGUGGAGGCUGGCAAUGGACAAUGGAAGGUUGGCGCAAAGUUCGUAGGCGAUGAUAAAGAUAAGGUGAAGAAGGCGAUUAGUGAGUAUGGGUGGAGGGGCGAUCGAACGGGGCAUCCGGGUGAGAAGCCGAUUGUUUGGUUGUGGGUUACGAAGGAUGGGCAGUGA
Messenger RNA from Hyaloscypha bicolor E, 678 nucleotides. RefSeq lists its product as uncharacterized. Bases 1 to 678 code for a protein of 225 amino acids. The transcript has a single exon. Lineage: Eukaryota; Fungi; Ascomycota; Leotiomycetes; Helotiales; Hyaloscyphaceae. The record is from RefSeq and is a predicted model, not a curated record.